This is a messenger RNA of Thlaspi arvense, 1548 nucleotides long. The record is from the annotation of a GenBank genome assembly. Lineage: Eukaryota; Viridiplantae; Streptophyta; Magnoliopsida; Brassicales; Brassicaceae.
AUUGUUACAUGUGAUGCCGUAUCAUCUCCAGAUUAUCUUCGUCCUCUCCACCUUCUUUCCCUUUCUUAAAAGCUGCGGAUCCCUUAACCUGAUAUUGGUAAUGUACCGUGAAAUCAAAAGCCGAUUGAAGACACGAAAGCCGAUUCUUCAGAACAUCAAGGAACCAGACAAUAAGGGGAAGCUGCAAACCUAAACCACCAGAAGGGAGCCGUCAACAACGGUGCCGGAAGUAGGUGAUUGUCAACAAUCAAUUUAUAUCAAAUCAGCUUUUCUGAAACAAUCCAAGAACAGAGGCAAAAGGGAGUGAUUGCAAGCUCGGUUCUUCUCAGACCAGGUGGCCGAUCCGCCUGUGAAUUUUCGCAUCAUGGAGUUAUCCUGCGGGUUUUCUGCCACGGUGGUCUCCUUUCGCGAGUGGCUUUUUGACGUUGCAUACACCGUAGAGAGGAUAAACAGAGAAGUCUCUACUUGGAUAAGAAGCUCUGCUGGCGACUAUGAAGAGAGUCCUCAGAUGCCAUUCAUUGCAACUCGGGGAUAUGACAGUGUUGGUAAAAUUCUCCGGGACACUCUUGAAGCUGCCGGUGCGAAGGCUAUGGUGGUCGGGCAUACUCUCCAAUUAUCCGCUGAAUAUGAUUGCUGCAUAUGGAAGGUUGAUGUGGGAAUGGCCAGUGGUGUUAUCGAUUCUAGACCAGAUGUAUUUACCAAUUUUAGACCAGAGGCAUUUACCAAUAUCCAUAGAUAGACAAAAGGUGAUUCUAUAUUAGCUUUAGUUUCUUUUGCAAAUCUUUGACUCAAAGUAUUGAAAACUUUUGCUGAUAUUCACUAUAGUUACAACCUGGAAUAUUGUCUUUAAAGAGAGUGUUGAUUUUGAUAGAUUAUAUUAUACAUAAGCUUAUAGAGAGCAUGAAUUGCCAUUAGCUAAAAGCAAGUCCAUUAAUAAGAAAAUGUGUGCGUGCAUAAUGUAAUUACAAAAACUUGUGAAUUAAAAAGAAAUGUGGGGAAGCUAAAGCCCAUUGAAGACACUAAAGCCGAUUCUUCAGAACAUCAAGGAACCAGACCAUAAGGGGAAGCUGCAAACCUAAACCACCAGAAGAUUUCGGAUGUAUGACUUUCUUCACGACUUUUCAUCAAGUCGAUCUCUUGGUGAGGCAUGGUGUUGGAGCCAUGAGGACGAACGGAGAUGUUUCAUAAGGACUUGGCGGUGAAAUAUGGAGCGAGGAGUGAGGCGGAAAGCGACGGAGUCCAAUGGCAGGAGCUGUCAACAACGGUGCCAGAAGUAGGUGAUUGUCAACAAUUUAUAUCAAAUAAGCUUUUCUGAAGCAACCUAAGGUUUGUCUCUCAUGAUCCCGACACUAAGGUCUGUGUGUAUUUGUAUUUUGUUCAAAUCGAUUUCGGUCGGAAAAAGUCAAUAAUUGGGUUGACUUAGUAAGAAUGGCAAUUAGAAACUGUGGACGCAAAAAACACAAAAAUGAAUUUUGUAGUAUUAAAAUUUAUUCUGAAUGUAACUUGUGAAAGUUUAAAACUAAAUCUAUCUACAACCAAAGAUAAAAG